Notodromas monacha is the source of this 1142-nucleotide messenger RNA. NCBI's taxonomy places the organism in Eukaryota, Metazoa, Arthropoda, Ostracoda, Podocopida, Cyprididae. The record is from the annotation of a GenBank genome assembly.
AUAUGCCUUGCAUAACAGAGGGAAAAAAAUGUUUCUGCUUUCUCAUCCUAGAAGACCAACUCACAUUUGCACAUCCGCAGAUUCUCGCCAGCGUUUGUCCCUGAACGACGUCGAAGUCGAAAGGUCUUCUAUACUUUCGUUCUUGAAGAGUUUCUCGAAUUUUCAACACGCCUUUUUCUUUCACAAGCAGGAACAAGAUGACCCAGACAACCACUACCACUGAACUCAGCUGGAGCGAAACAAUGGAGCUGUUAUCCAACAAGCAUCCAGGCUUGGCGACGCUGAAGCAUUCCUCAUCAAUGGCUCGUCACUCGAAGCUCCAAAGCAAGUCUAACUCGGGAAAUAAUCCGACCAACAAUAAGACAACUAAGCCUGGCACGGAAAAGCUGUCGUCCAGACGUUCUUACGGAUUCCUGAUUUUCGAUUACAUUCCGGUACUGCUGAUUAUUUACGCUAAGGUCGUGUUCAACGUCGUUUACGCCUUGUCCAAAUUAGGAGUCGUCUCGCCCAAGUGGGUCAAGCUUCCCGAGAUCGAUCCGAAAGAAAAAGAGGGUUAUGCCCCAAUCAGAGAUCACCACACGAGGCUGUUCCAAUUCACCCUCUUCAACAGGAUUAGCGAUCUUUUUGCCAGGCCAAUCAACACUCUGCCAGCCGACACUUUCCGUGUCAUUCAUCGGCCGCAGAACCCAUUUUCUGAUCAUGUAGAAAAAUUGCCAGACGGUCUUUCCAUCAAUAUGGCAUCGUACAACUACUUGGGUUUCUCCACUAACACGGGUCCGAUCCCAGAUGCAGUAAAAGACACCAUCAAACGAAACGGUCUCACUUUCGGAAGCAAUUCCAGGGAACUUGGAACUUGGCAACUUCACCGAGUUCUCGAGAAGAUGGUCGCCAAGUUUGUGGGCAAAGAAGACGCCAUAUUGUGUCCCAUGGGAUUCGCCACCAACUCCAUGCACCUGCCGGCCCUUGCUGAUGACAGAACCCUCAUCAUUUCCGAUGAACACAAUCACUCCUCGCUGAUUCUCGGCUGCAAAUUGUCCGGGGCAACGAUAAAAGUCUUCAAGCAUAACGAAGAAAACUCUAGACAUGGUUCAUACAUUUUUGCCAGCAUUCCGUGGGUCCUCAUCGAGCAGAGAACACCCUGA